CCUCCCGCCUGUCUUCUCUCUUUGUCAUCUUGCGCGCCCGGCACAGGAAAAGCCGCAGUCCAGGGCGAGCGGAGCGCGCACUUGAAGCCUCUUUUCUCCGACUGCCAAUCGGGAGUGAGGGGAUACGCGCAGUUCUCUCCGGACCCUCAAUGGGACCGGACGACUGAGGCCGGCCCCGUCGCAUCACUUCACCCCCGGAGCCGCAGCAAUGGACCGUUGCGCGCACGGAUCGCUGCGCCUCCGGCUCCCUGGAUAUUUACGCAUCGCGCUGCUGUGGGUCGUUCGAUUGGGGGCGUUCGCGCAACAUGCGCCAGAGUGUUACCCAGGAGGCCACCAGACUUUGCGAAAUCCCUAUCGGAGCGUUGACUUCGACUCCACGGAGAUCCAGAACACUGCCAUCCAGGAUCUGAUCUGUGACCACUCGCUGUCGCCGGGCUGGUACAGAUUCAGGAUCAACGAUAAGCCGGCGGAGAUGCCGACCACCUGCGUAGAGAUGAACCGCUGUGGUACACAGGCUCCGGUGUGGCUGUCACUGAAGGACACCUCCCUGCCACGGCCCGGCGAGGUCCGCCAGCUCUCCGCCUGCGCCACCUGGCAGUUCUUCCACGGCAGCGCCAAGGACUGCUGCCUCUUCCGCAUCCCCGUCACGGUGCGGAACUGCGGCGAGUUCCUGGUCUACUACCUGCAGCCCACGCAAGGCUGCAUGGGAUACUGCGCCAAAGUUGCUCCCGAUUUCGGACCCAGACUCUGCCCACCAGGUGAGGUGGAAGUCAACGGCCGAUGCAAAGCUGCUGUCCCAUCCCUGCCCUCCCGGCCGGUGAUCACGCCGGAGCUGAUUGGCCACAGCGUCCACCUGAGGUGCUCCUUCGUCCCGCCGCCGUGGAGGCAGCCACUGGGCUUCCUGGUGGUUUGGGCCAGACACAUCGGCCACAGCAUGAAGGCCGAGAUCAGGCAGGAAUCCACACUGAAGCCGUUCUCUCUGGUGGAGAUGGAUGGCGUCCACUUCAGGCUCGGUGAAACGUUCUCCUGCAGUGUGUCGACUGUCAGAGCCAACUCCAGCGCCACCAGAUCUACUCCAAAAGAAAGUGAGAGUUUCUAUGCUGGACUGAAGUUUUCUCCAGACUCGCUCCACGUAGCAGAGAACAGCAAGGAGCACGAGGUGACGCUCCACAGCACGGUGCCCAUCCCUUGCUACACCCCCGAGCACGGUCACCAGUGUGGAGUCCCGUUGGCUCUGAGCGUCCACGACCCAGAUGGUCUCGGACACGAGGCCUCAAAUGUGGCGUUGUCCGUCUGCCAGGUGGAGCUCCAGCCUGAAACCUGCAGCGAUGGCAGCUGCGGUCAGGCGACAUUUUUUGUCACCGCUGUCACCGACUUCACGCGCGACGGGAACCGUCUGAGCCUGAUCACUGUUCUGCCCGGACCCAGCGCACCACGACUCUGGAGGAACUACAGCCCUACGUCCCUUAAAAUCACGGUCCAGGACGUUCCUACUUCCAUCUGCUAUUCUUUGACUGACCCACAUGUCAUUACGCUGGACGGCAGGCGUUAUGAAAACCACCAGACGGGCACGUUUGUCCUCUACCGGAGCCUCGCCAGGGAGUUCGAAGUCCAUUCUCGCCAGUGGGACUGCGGCAGCCGACACUACGCUGUCGCGUGCAACUGUGGCGUCGCAGUGCGAGAGGGGAAUGAUGUUGCCGUCUUUGACAUGUGCAAUGGGCAGCCGCAGGAAACCAGGCCGCGACUUACCCUGAAGAACCUUGGUGAUGCAGAGGGCAGUCGCGUCAGAGUGCUGGAGUCCCACCAGGGGAAGAAGGUCACCUUGAUCUUUCCCUCCGGGGCCUUUGUUAGGGCCGAUGUGGGCGAUUGGGGAAUGAGCUUGUCCGUCCGGGCACCCAGCGUCGACUACAGCAACACUAAAGGUCUCUGUGGCACCUUCGACCGCAAUAGCAACAAUGAUUUCCAAACCUCUGAUGGUGGUGCCUAUGGCCCAGAUGACGUGCAUCGCUUCAUAGAGGACUGGAGGAUAGCUCCAGGUGAGAGUUUAUUUGAUAAGACACCUCCUGGGAUGACACAGGAGGUCAGGAGGCCUUUCUGUCAGUGCCAGAGAGGAUACAGCACUUCUCAUCAUGCUGGCAGAGGGAUGCGGAACCUGUACAAUCCUUCCGCUCACUCCAACUGCAUAUCUUACGAUAAUGUGGAUUACACAUCAGUGUUCCCCUCUAUGGACACAACAGUCGAAUACAUCAAGAGCCCAGAAAGAGAGGAAAGCAUCCUUGAUAUGUCUGCCUUUAACAGUUAUUCUCUGGAGAGGAGGGGCCUUCGGUUUCACCGUGAGGACAAUCAGAACAGUGACAGUGAUCUUGAACUGGACGGUGAGUUCAGGGAGGAUCAUCUGCUUUCCGUAGACAGGCAGAGGAGACAGGCGUCAUUUGAAUUACAGCCCGUCUUUGCUGCUCAAAGCCUCAGUCAGGCUGAUCUGGAGAAUUUCGCUUACUUUUUCCCCGAGGAUCACCUGGCAGAAGCCCGACCGGAGGUGCAACCCCGGUGGCCCACGCCAAGCGGUCUAACCUCGGCCAAAGCCUUGGAGGUGUGCCAGAUGGCUUUGGCCAAUUCUACUGUGGGUGCAGUGUGCGGGGGGCUUCUGGGACGCCGCCUGGACGAAGCAGUGGAUCUCUGCAUCCUGGACUUGCAGCUCAAAGACGAUUUGGGCUGGGAGGAGGCACUGCUCCCGUACCUGGAGAAUGAGUGUGAGAGAAGGUUGCUGGAAAACCGGACCCAGAGAGCUCUGGAGGUGGCAGGUCCUCCGGGAGCAUCCGGGGAAGUGGUGACUGCACUGCGCUGCCCCAACUUCUGCAGUGGAAAUGGAGAGUGUACCGAAUGGGGCUGCCAGUGCUACCCCAGCCAUAGCUUCUAUGACUGCAGCCUGGCCAUCAGCCAGCCAGUAGAGUUAACAGAUUUGGAGAACAGUGGACUGUGUGACAUCCGAGCCCUUGAUUGUCGCAACGUUCGAGUCUUUGGCCUCGGCUUUAUCAACACUCCUGACCUCAGCUGUCAUGCCACCAGACUGAAGUACAUGAAUGGGGUUUGGGUUCCAGGGGAAAAACAGAGAACAAAAGCCACCUUCCUCAGCUCCAAAGCUUUAGACUGUGCAGUCCCUUCUUUGAGCAACGCUGCCGUCAAUACAGAAGAUUUCAUGAUGGAUGACAAACCAUAUGCACGCUGGGAGAUUAAGGUGACCAACGAUGGCUCCCAGUACAGCCAAGCCAAGGUGCUGACGAUCUACGAUGGCGUUUGCCAGGUCUGCGAGGCAUCGCGCUCAGGACUCUGUAAGUUAAAGGAGCAGACAUGUAACAUCGAUGGGAUGUGCUUUGCAGAGGGAGACUCCAAUCCCAGCAGCCCUUGCCUCCUCUGUGACCCCGACACUUCCAAAUUCACCUGGUCUGUGAACCAAGUCAACGAGCCACCGGCGUUCCACCGACCUCACAGCAACCUGCGAACUUUUGCCGGGGAGAACUUUGUCUUCCAGUUCGCGGCAUCGGACCCCGAGGGCUCGGCGCUCCUCUUCCAACUGGAGGAGGGUCCAAAGGGGGCUGUUCUCUCCCCAGCUGGCCUCCUUAUCUGGAGGGUCCCGGUGCUUCUGGAGGAGGGGGGGCGUCAUUCGAGCCGCUCAUUCCGAUUCACGCUGUCUGACGAGUGCAACGCGCAGAGCACCUUCACUGUGGAGGUUGAUGUGGUGCCGUGCGGCUGUCAAAAUGGAGGCACCUGCGUGACAGACGUCCACUUCCCUGCCGGCAGUGGGAAAUACCUGUGUGUGUGUCCCGGGGGUCAGCAGGGUGAGCUCUGCGACGAGGACAUAGACGAAUGCUUGUCGGCUCCGUGCACGGCCGGCAAGUGCAUCAACACAGUCAGCGGGCACAGAUGCGAGUGUCCUGCAGGGUUGAGAGGUAAGACAUGCCUGGAAGAUAUCAACGAGUGUGAGAGAAAGCCCUGUUUCCCGGGAGUCCAGUGCUUCAAUAACUUUGGGUCCUAUGGCUGCGGCCCCUGCCCCAAAGGCAUGCUGGGAAAUGGGACGAAAUGUACGGCAGUCAUCAAGCCAGCCACCAUCACUCCCACAUCUACUCCUCGUACGAUUGCCUACAAGAUACCAGAUGUUCUUCUGCAACCCCCCAAAAUAAAGACAGACACUUUCCGCAAGACCUCAAAUAGUAGCUCCCCACAGACGAGGGCUGAGGCAGGGAAGACAGUUCCAAGAACUGACCCAGGCCCAUCACAAGCCAAGGCCACCACAUGGAGAAAGACUACAGGGAUUAGCCCGAAUCCAGCCCUCACUAAGUCGGAAACCAACAAGAGCAACACAGCAGUUACAUCACGCGUCCCCCAAACAAAGAUAGAUGCUUUGAUAAAAACCCAAGGAAUUAACCUCAACCCAUCCAGGAUUAACACAGACACUAUUAAGAACAACUCGGGAAUUACAUGGGACCAAGGCAAGUCUGAUCAGCCCAAAAUCAGCAACACCAUUGUCAAGACAUCCACUGUAGCCCAACCAUCAGGAAAUGGCAGACCAGCUUCAGGAUCGGUUCAGUUUCCGGCCGCCAACGUGUCGGCUACAUGUGCCAGCAGGCCCUGCUUCCCUGGGGUUCAAUGCAUCAACCGCAGGCCGCCACACGUCGGCUACGUCUGCGGCCGCUGCCCGCCCGGCCUUUACGGCAAUGGACGCGUCUGUAUGAAGAACGCAAAGGCUGCAUCCAAUCACCUCCCCCAGCAGCAGACAGUAGGCAAGACCAGCCGAUCUCCACACGGAAGUGGCAGCAAAGUCUCGCAGCUCCACCUGCCCAACCUGCCCACCAGACACGGCAUCAGGCACCUGUCCUUGUCCGUCACCAGACCGAACCAAGACAAUGCACCACGCCAGGUUCCCGCAUCAGGGAGGGGAGGUGGAACUGGGAGGAGGGAAGCGGUCAGUGCUACCAGAGAUGUUACAAAAACACCAGUGAGCACCCUCAACGUCACUGCAAACACUCACGUCAGCCACCAAAGUGCCAACCCUAGGUCGGAUGUCAGGAAAUACGCGAGAACUACCAUCACUGCCCUCGGGGAGGUUGCAGAUCCCCGUGUGACUGUCCCCAAGCAGUCUGAAGCAGCACAGACCGGUGCCACACCUCUUAGGGUAACUCCUCCUGCUCCUCGCCUCUCCACUCAGUCUCGUGAAGUGACUCAGCCCAAACAGACAACCAAGCCUCAGCUCAACCACCUGGCAUCCGCCCAGGCCAAACCCUGGACCCCUCCAAGACCUGCCCUCCCACUUACGGCGGCCCUCACCGCUCUCUCCUACUCUCUGUCCGAGUCAGAGUUCUCUGCAGAUGGAGACGAGGCUGAGCCUGGAUCCGAAGACCCGGACGCGCCCCAGAUGGUGCCAGCGUUGACCUUCACAACUCCAGGCAAGUCGGUCCACAGCUCCCCACUACAGAGGGCUGCCUCCGUCCAGCCAGGGGUUAGGAGUGGUGCGACGGCCGACAAACAUGUGACGACCUGCGCCGACCUGCCGUGCUUUCCGGGUGUCCAGUGUGAACCGGCCAUGGAUGGGGGCUUCAGGUGUGGGAGGUGUCCUACAGGAUACACUGGCGAUGGACGAGCCUGUCGAGCUGUUUGCAGGCACACAUGUGGUAGGAACAUGGCGUGUGCUGCGCCUAAUACGUGCCGCUGCAAACCAGGCUACACUGGACUUGAUUGUCAGACAGCAAUCUGUGAUCCAGAGUGUAUGAACGGGGGUGCUUGCAUAGCUCCGCGUGUGUGUCAGUGUCCGAGAGGUUUUCAUGGAGAAACUUGUCAGGAAGCUCUGUGCAGGUUACCGUGUGAAAACGGAGGCUCCUGUGUGGGACUGCAGACUUGUUCCUGUCCUUACGGGUUUGUUGGACCCCGUUGUGAGACCAUGGUGUGUAGUCGCCACUGUCACAACGGAGGCCAAUGUGUGUCUCCAGAUGAGUGCAUGUGUCCACCAGGCUGGACUGGACCAUCCUGUGAAACUGCUCUCUGCACCCCCGUCUGUCUGAACGGAGGUUCCUGUGUUCGGCCGAACAUCUGCGAGUGUCCUCACGGUUUCUACGGAGCGCAGUGUCAGAACGCCUUCUGUAGUCCUCCCUGUAAAAAUGGUGGCGUCUGUAUGAGGAACAACAUCUGCUCCUGCCUGCAGGGAUACGUCGGGAGACGCUGCGAGAAAAGCGUUUGUGAGCCCAUGUGUAUGAACGGCGGCAGGUGUGUCGGUCCAGAUGUUUGUGAUUGUCCGUCAGGUUGGCGAGGGAAGAGAUGCGAUAAACCCAGCUGUCUGCAGAAGUGUUUGAACGGAGGGGAGUGCGUGGGUCCCAACACCUGCCACUGCGCCCGGGGGUGGCAGGGCACGCUGUGCCAGAUCCCUCACUGCGAACAAAAGUGUCUGUACGGCAGUCGAUGCGUCCAACCAAAUGUCUGCGCCUGCCGGAGCGGAUAUUCGGGCUCUCUUUGCUCCAGGAGGCUCCCUAUCGCCCAAGGUUGAGACCAACUUACAGCAGGCAAACGCCGCACAGCUGGAGUUCCGAUCAGCACCCAGAUCGGGCGACCCAGAGCCAUCGGCACAGAGCAUCGUCAAAAGAAAAAACCCAGAGCGUCCGAAUUCUCUCCACUGGAUUUUACACCGCGGAGUUCAAACUCCGGGGAACCGUCCCAGUUCUUUGCAAAGCAAGCAGAGUAGAGUCUGACUCCCAAGGUCAGUGUCACCUCUGUGUGUCCAGUACAGGCCCUAGCUUAGCAGGAGGAAAGCCUAUGUUUUCCCAACUGCAUGGCACCCAAAAAAUGCAAAUCUAAAAACUAGAUUUUGUGCUCGUGGCAGUUGUUUCCUGACACACUACCGUUUAUUUGUCUGUCCUGCAUCUCUAGCUGCGGCAGGCGUUGCCGACGUGGCGUAACCUGACCGCUAAGAGUAAACUGAUUCCUUGAGUGCAUGUAAACGUGAUGUAUUAAAACCGAAUUGUUAAGAUGGAGAGGUUAUUGCCCCAGAAAUAUUUAUAAACUCCAAUACUGCCAAACUGCUGGAACACAAAACAAGGCUAACAGUUUCCCCCUGCUCCCAGUCUUUAUGCUAAGCUAGGCUAGUGAGAAGCCGACUUGCUGUUGUACUUGACAGACAGAGAUAAAGACUUUGCGACUUUGUGACUCUGGCGCUCUGCAGACGGGAAAUCUUCCCCUGAAUCCCACCAUUUAGCAUUCCGACGUCACGAAAGCUUCGGUCCGCGGAAGACGCAUUUCUUGUUUUAGACCAAAACCUUUAUAUAUGGAACAUAAAUGUAUGAUUUAUUUGUCGUCAUACUGGAUUGAUGGGCCGGUCGUUUUGAAGCUGCAGUGGAGGUCAGCUCUCUCCUCCUAUCUCACUGUUAAUGCCAUCAUGUUCAGGUUCUACUCUACAAACCCAAACCUCUGUAUGAGUAUUUAUUUAUUUGGUUGUUUUAUACUGUCGCAUAUUUCUUGUUGUAUAUAUAUCUCCAUCAAGGUAUAAUCUAUGUUAUUUCUUAUUACAGCAUUGUUUACCGGUUGUUUUAUAAGAAAACAAAUAAAGAUCCUAUCAAGGUAUUGAUUUCUUAA
Xiphias gladius (swordfish) is the source of this 7614-nucleotide messenger RNA. RefSeq names its product von Willebrand factor D and EGF domain-containing protein. NCBI's taxonomy places the organism in Eukaryota, Metazoa, Chordata, Actinopteri, Istiophoriformes, Xiphiidae. Gene Ontology annotation, cellular component: extracellular region; cell surface. Gene Ontology annotation, molecular function: signaling receptor binding; calcium ion binding. The record is from RefSeq and is a predicted model, not a curated record. Gene Ontology annotation, biological process: anatomical structure development. The coding region runs from base 209 to 6532 and encodes 2107 amino acids. The transcript has 33 exons.